This is a messenger RNA of Paramecium pentaurelia, 435 nucleotides long. The record is from the annotation of a GenBank genome assembly. Lineage: Eukaryota; Ciliophora; Oligohymenophorea; Peniculida; Parameciidae.
AUGGAAUAAGUCUUAAACACUUUAUUAACUCAAUCAUCAACGAAACAAAUACAAAUUGUUUUUAUCAAUAAAAACCUUUUGAAUAGAAAGAAUUCACUUUUCUAAAUACAAUUAAAUUAAUUAUAAAAAUGUCAAGUAUUGAAUAUUUAUUAUUGUUAUUAGUAAUCUUUAGAAAGGUAGGGAGAACAAUUGGCACUCAAAUAAUCUUGUAUUAAAAGAUAACACAAAAGUCCAUUAAUUAGAAAACAAUAUACUAAAGAUCCAUAGAAUAAAUAAAUGCUUUCCAUGACUUAAUAACUACAUUAGAAAUUCAUUUAAUAAAAACAAAAAGAAUUAGUUUAAUUAAUUACUAUAUGUUUAACAAUCCUGUCACUUAUUGUGAUGAUUGUUGAAUAUCAUUAAUAAGAAAAUUAAAGAAGAUUCUAUGAUAAUUGA